Messenger RNA from Branchiostoma floridae (Florida lancelet), 15177 nucleotides. RefSeq names its product msx2-interacting protein-like. The coding region runs from base 1744 to 12912 and encodes 3722 amino acids. The record is from RefSeq and is a predicted model, not a curated record. Gene Ontology annotation, cellular component: nucleus. Lineage: Eukaryota; Metazoa; Chordata; Leptocardii; Amphioxiformes; Branchiostomatidae. The transcript is spliced from 14 exons. Gene Ontology annotation, molecular function: mRNA binding. Gene Ontology annotation, biological process: regulation of transcription by RNA polymerase II.
CACGGAUCCAGCCUCACUCUCAUGUAUGGUUCUCAUGAAUUGUUCUUUCCACAGCUGAAGGAUCUACACUACGGAGGGGGUGGUGGGCAUGGAAUUUACCUUUACUUUUACAUUGGGUUGGUUUUGGUUGGCUCGACCGACACGCAACCGGAUCUGUGUGGUCCGAGACCUCAACGGAUUACGCUGCAGCCCCCGGAUGGAUUACGCCGCCAUGGAGGUAUAGUUUUAGUUAUAAUUCCUACCGUCAGUGCCUUAUAUGGAAUAUACCACCGCUUCAUUUCAUCCUCACAUCACCACGGAUACGUACCAUCACACCGGAGUACCGUCAUGCCGACCGGAGUACCGCGGGAGUGUACAGUGACAGAUAAGUAUGCCCAGUGUGCGGGGAGGGCGAGCACUUGCUGUAAGGUAUAACUGUGUGUAAGACGUGACGUGGGCUCUUGUGUUGUGAGUGUGUAGUGUUGGCACGUUUUAGACAGAACAAAGAACAAACUCCCCACGUACACUGGCAACAUGGUUAACGUUUACAUUCUACCGUUACAUCUUAUGUACAUGGUAGGUAGUGACUUGAGGGCUGUUUUAACUGUUAGGGGAUGGAGUACUAGCGUACAGUACGUACGUACACUUAACCUGUGGACUACUAGGAUAUACCACCUGUGCCUUACAUGGGAGAUAUUUUGGGACGUACCACCUACCCCUGGGGUUAACAUGCUGGUCACUCAACGUCCGUGGGAACUGUCUACUUGUUGGUCAGCAGUGUGAACUUAUGGAGUACGCCUGCAGAGAGACAAUGUUACGGAAUACCUGUCCAUGGAUAUAUAUGUAUAUAUACACACAUCUGGAUUACUUGACGUAGUCUCCUAGCAAGGGGAAAAGUGACUGACUCUGACAUACGCCCACGUGACUUCAUCAGCAAGUAUUGGACAUCACUCUACUGUAUCUACAGACAGCUUUACUUCUAGACAUUGCAGUGUAGCAGACAUGGAGUAUUUGUAUGCAGCGAUUUGGAUAAAUCACGACUACUUCAAUGCAGUGAACUGAGCUAUCUGCAGACUUAGUUACAAACCGGAUGUUUCUUUCUUCAUUGACCUGGACACUAUCAACAGAUCUAAACAGCUGGAAGUAUACUAUGAGGAUCAACUUGUUUUGACUUUGUCAGUAUUGACUACAAGAAGAACUACGCCAGAGUUAAGUUUCAUCGCGGAGCAGAAGUAUUGGUAUAAUGUCUCGGAGAACGAUGUCGGACAUUACGUCACAGUCAAGUGGAUUAACAGUGUGUUAUAGUAAGCAGGCGAAACAAUACGUGACUCGAUGCCUCACGGUCCAGUCAGGACCACCGUCUGUGCAGGCUGCCCACAGAGGGGCGUCUGCUCGCUGAUGGAACGGCAUUGGUGACAGGCGUGAACUAAUGAUACAUCACACAUGGAAUACUGAGUGAUCGAUGAACGGUGUCAUCGCCAUGGAUACAGACUGAUCGCGCUGGAAUACUUCUGAUUGGAUCUACCGUGGCGCAGUGCCGACGGGACGUAUCAGACGAGCAGGCAUCAAUCACCCACCACGUCUGGAUAACUGUAACUCGCUGACGGCCCCAAAUUGUGGUUUGAUGUUGAAUGUGGUUUGCGGUUUUGUUGUUUUGCCGACAGGCUUGCCUGUCCCUCGCCGUCAGUACCCCUUCUGUAAGACAAAGCCAAACGGCCUCCGGGUUUUAUUGGAUUAUUACACGGUGUGUACGCCCACUCCAGGAUGCCAGACGACCGAGGGUACGACCACAGCCCGUACUUCUACGACCGCCCGUACGACCGCCGUCACCUAGGUUACGUGGAGGAGGAUCCGUAUCAGCGUGGAAGACACAUGGAUUACGGACCGCGCGCAGCAUACUAUUCCGAUAAAGGGCGAAUGUAUGAACAAGGUCGGUACAGCCAGGAACCCGCGCGACAACGAAGCGAACUACGGGAUUAUCCGCGGGAAACUCGAGAACAACACUCCUCCCGGGACAGAGACUCUCGCGAGCCGCCCCCGCGGCCAGAGAAGUACCAAGACGCAGAGGACAGUAGUAGUAGCAGGCAUAGCCGGAAGCCUCAUCGCUCUCAGGAGGGGAAGAAGAAAUCGCGGAAGUCGCGGUCGAAAAGCGAGAGCGGCUCGAGUAGCGGCAGUUCCAGCAGCAGUUCUCACAGCAGCAGCAGUAGUUCCAGUAGGAGUCGCUCCAAGAGCAGUAGUUCCAGAAGUAGCAGUAGUAGCAGUAGUGACCGAUCACUCAGGAAGGAGGGAAGAAGAGAUAGACAAAUAGACAGAUAUGAGAAGCUGGAGGAGCCACGGUCCUACGGACUCUGUGUCAGGAACCUACCUGUUAGAUCUUCAGACACUAGCUUAAAGGAUGGACUGUUCCAUGAGUUCAAAAAGCAUGGCAAGGUCACUUCUGUCCGCGUGGUCGGUUUGGGGGAAGACAGAUACGGUCUUGUGUUCUUCCGACGGACCGAGGACAGGGACAAAGCCAUGGAUGCAUCCAAAGGAAAACUGUUCUUUGGUGCACAGAUGGAACUAUCUAUCUGGGACGGCCCAGAAGAAGAGCGAGAGGGUGACUUGAGACCAAAGGAGGAAUUAUUCGAUGAGUACCAUCCAAAAGCGACGCGGACGCUGUUUAUCGGAAACCUUGAGAAAUCAACAUCAUACUCAGACAUCCGUAGUGCGUUCGAAAAGUUUGGGGACAUUGUGACCCACUCAACCCUGCUCCACUCUGGUUCCCAACAGGAUAUCGACAUCAAGAAGCAGCCCAGCGGAAACUCCACCUACGCCUUCCUGCAGUACAUGGACAUCACCAGUGUCGUCAAAGCCAUGCGUAAAAUGGACGGGGAAUUUCUCGGGAAAAGUAGACUCAAGCUGGGGUUUGGGAAGAGUAUGCCAUGUAACGUGGUCUGGCUGUGUGGCAUGUUGGAAAGCAUGACGGAGCAACAGCUGGGAAGACACUACUCGCGACACGGAACAAUCAACAACAUCGUGGUGGACCGACAGCGGUCCGCUUGCCUCCUGUUCUUCGAGGACACGGAAGCGGCGCAGUCGGCGGUGGGAGAGGCCAAAGCGAGGCCCUUCAUGGGGAGGAGACUUAAAGUUGACUUCGCCAACCGUGAUAGCCAGCGGGCGUUUUUCAGCUCCAUGGAGCAGUCUGGUCAGACCGUAGAUCGUGAGCCCCGCAGAUUUCUGUACGAGGGCGAUCCGCCGCCGCCGUACGAGAGAUUUCGGGAAGCAGGCGCAGGCAACAGAAGAGGGUCCUUCCCAGUCGAUGCUCGGACAAACAGUCGUGGUGCGUACGCUUUCUACGACAACGGUCGAGGACAGGGAGACUAUCCCAUCUUGCCCCGGAGACCGCUUUACUCGGGCCGAGGUCGCGAGCAAGGUUACGAGGAAUACUACGAUUACCGGACGGCGUAUCCCCCCGACCGGCGGCGGAGGUAUCCAGAUGACUAUGAAGGGCCAGAAAUGUAUUACGCGGACUCUUACGAACAGGAAUUGCGUGAGUACACCGGGUAUCGCCAAAGAGAAAGACGAGCAGGCAGCGAAGACGGUUACAGCCAGAGAGAGUCGUACAGCCCACAGUCGCGCCCCAGAAGUAGAAGUCACAGUCGCAGUCCGGGACGAAUGUCAUCAUCGCGGGAAAGAAGAAGUCACAGUAUCGAAAGCCGCAGCGUGGAUUCGCGUCGCCCUGCCCGUAGUCCAAGCACCGACAAGCAGAGCACCCAGAGUAGAAGUCCCGUAGGUUCCUCAGAGGAUAAGAAACCAAGGAAAAAGGAGAAGAAAGACACCAUCCUCAGUCCUGAUGCCAGCCCAGCCCGUUCUAAGAGCCCAGUUCCUGUCAAACCAUCUAAACAGGAAACCAAGAAGCUGAAGAGUAAGAUCAUGAACCUUAGCAAGGCAAAAAGCCCAGAUGCUGCUCCUGCACCCAGCCGAAAAGCAAAACUACCUGUUGAAGAGAUUCUGGAGAAACCAGAAAGAUAUCGGGUCGAGAACGAAGAAGCUGAACAGAUGGUGUAUAAGAAAAGCAAGAAACAUCUGCAAAUGGAGGCACUGGCAAAGUCAAAAGAGAAAGAACGAGAGAAAGAACGCAUAAAGGAGUUAGAGUCAGCUAAACUUGCAAAGCAGGCAGAACUGGCUAAACUUGCUAAACAACCAAAGGAAACUAAAGAACCUGAGAAACAGUCCAUAUCAGAACAUGUACAUAUAGCAGAAGAAAAGCUGGACAGAUUACAGCUAAGAAGAAGUUCGGUUUCAGCCGACUCUGAGGGUCAAGUGAAGACUAAGAAACACUUAGAGACGUCUUCAUCUGAUAGCAAGUCUCACGAGGAGGAGGAAGAGCUUCGGAAGAAACUUGAAGCUCGUAAAAGAAGAUUCGCCACCGAUCUCAUCAAGGAAGACCAGGACAAAAAAGUUGUAAAACAUGAGAUGCCAAAGGAUCAGAAGGAAAAGGGUGGAAAUGAAAAACUCAGAAGGCAAUCGGCUGACAAACCGUUAGAUAAACGAGUUGUACUCUCUGCUGAACUCCAAGAUCUGAAAGAAAGGAUCAGACAUGAAGAAAAGCCUCAUGAUAAGACAUCUAGGGAACACAAAGAAUAUGAACUCACAAAGAAGCUUGAAAAGCUGGAAAGAAGAGAGGCCAAAGUUGACGCCCUUAUGCAUCCAAAGGAUGAGGUGGCGGAGUUGUCUGAUGUGGAAGAGCUUCAGAGAGAGAAACUUCGCAUUCAGAAACUCCUGAGGCAGCUAGAAUCAGGAGGGACAGAGAGUCCUCAGGACGGGCUCUCAUCUGAUGGGGCCAGAAGUGCACACGAACAACUGCAGGAGCUCGCUAAACAAGAGAGGCAGCUCAAGUUGCAGGCAGGGUUAGAGCUGUCCCUCCACCUCAAGAUGAAGUCGAAUUCUCAAGAGAAAGGUGUUCCCAAGUCCCCUGUAAGAUCGCCGCCCCCAGUAAGAGCUAAGUCGCCUGGUGUCUCUGCAGCCGGUGGUUCAAAAUCACCGGUAAGCGCAGCUGUAGUCGACCCCUUCAAUGCCAAGCAGCAGAAGGAUUACAGAAGUCGCAGGAAAUCCAUGGAGGAAAAGCUUGGGGUCAUCGUACACGCCAAGGGGAAGGAGGAGGGAGGGGAGGGGUCGUCUCAGGCCGAGUCAUCGAGCGUAGGGAGGGAAGACGUGUCUGUGGAACAAAACAUUGACACGAGUCAGGGUCUGAGAAAGCAGAUGGAGGCGAGUAGACGAGCACGCCAGCAGCAAAACCAGAACUCUCAACACGUGGAGGCAGAAGCUAAGGCAAAGGCAGACACGAAAGUAGUGAAAGAGAAGCGGAGACCCUUGUCUCUCUCCUGGGAAGAGGACGAGAGCCUCAGUCUUGCCUUUGAGGUUGGGAAAUCCCCAGAAGACAUUUCAGUUGUGCCAAAGAUUUCUUCUUUCUUCACCAAGAAGAGAAAGAAGUUCACAGAGGGUGAGGUGGAGCCAUCUUCUAGCAGUGCCAAAAAACGCAGCUAUCGCCACACAAGGCUGGACAGUGACGACGAGGCCAUGAUGCCUGGAGUGAGCACCUCCAAACCAGGCAUCUCUGCUUCAACUACGGGAGGGGUCAGUUCCUCCAAACCCACAGUCACCUCAUCCAAACCAGAAACAACAACAGCUGUCCUAGCGCAGACCUCCGUCCCUGAACCAGCGCAAGUCAGCAGCAGUCAAAGCCCGGGACUUCCGCCACCCCACCUGGUGGAACCCUCCACUUCCUCCUUCUCCUCCUCUCAAAGGGAGACAGCAUCUGCUCCAAGUAGUGCAAUGUCAACUUCUAAGGAAGAAACCUCAAGUGUGAGUACCUCAAGCGAUGUCCAGCACAGUUUGGUACCGUACGAGUUGGAACCAGAAGCUGGCAGCUCCAAACCAGACGGUGGUAGCCAGCCGGUGUCACCGGAACCCCGACCCGCCUCUCCAGAGGGGCGGACAAGGCGGCCCAGCUUAGUCCCGUACGAAGAAGAGUCGCCAGCCAUCAGCACAGUAUCAACAUCACAGUCAGAGACCAGCGAGAGCCCUAGCUCACUACGGGAGGAAACCAGACAAUUCCCAACGAGUGCUACAGAAGUGCCAGUGGUAGACAGCACACCAGCUGUAGAAGUAGAGGGCAUGAUUACCAUGACUUCAUCAGGUGUAAGCAGUGAGGUUCCUUCUGUCAGUGCCCCGCCAACAAUGUCAAACCAGCUCUCAGCCGAGGACCAAGCCAUGACAGAAAACCAGGCUGCUGUGGAGGGGAUCACCAUGCCUAACUCGACAUCCUCGCAGGAGAGUAAUCUCCUGUUCAGCCACCCUGCUGUGGUACUCAAGCAGGAGGAUAGGGAGGCGGAGAUGUCCGAGGCUAAAACUGCAGCAGACGAGCUGUUACAGGCCAUGGGGAUGUCUCCCCCAUCCAUGAGCUCUCUGGAGCCUGAGCCGUCCACGUCUAUGGCUUACAAGCCGACAGUAUUGGAGGAAACGCGACCAGAAACGCCGGAGACGCCAGACGCGCAGCCUCCGGUGUUGGAGAGAAAACCAUCGUCAGAGGACAUGCAGAAUGACCCGUUAGCGGAGCCCUCAGAGCUGUCUCCGAAACCCAUGCAGUCUCGAGACGAGCGCUUCUCCCACUGGCCUACUCAAGUCUGUCACAGUGCAGAAAGGAAGCCACCUUUUGUUACAACUGUACAUGAGUCUUUGAAUGCAGAGUCUUCAAUUAAAAAUGAGACUCAAAUUGACCAUACCUCUGAUGGAACUGUGCAGAGCAACAAGGCAAACCUUCCAGAUGAAGGGCAUGGUGAAAAUGAUGUUGUUAAAGUGAAACAAGAGGUUCCAGCUCCGGUACCUGUGAUACCAAAACGUGAGGUUCCUUCUUCUACCUAUCCUAGCACCUCAGCUACAGAGUCCAAGUCCCUGGUCACCCUGUCCUCCCAGAGACAGACUGAAAGCAAAAUACAGCAACCUAGCGUAGAACUGCCCAAGCCCCAGCCAAAACCAAAGGUUCUCAUUGGUCGCAUCAAGAAGAAACCAAAGGUGGAGCCGUCACCUUCAAAUGAGGAACAAAAGGAGAAGGAGAAGGACGAGGAUAGGCUCAAGCUUUUGCAGCAAAGAUUUCGAAGCAGCAUCUUUGAGCAGGACGCACAGCGGCUAGAACAGUUGAACAAGAAGUAUGACGAUCCGUCGCCGGAUAUCAAAGUCAGCUUCCCAGCUGAAAGUCAGUUCAGAUUUCGCACGAAGGCGGAAGCGAAGGAGAUGCCUGCAGAGCUGAUGACAGGCGGGAGGCCUCGGAUGUAUCCUCCGUAUACGGCAGUCUCCCCAGCAUCAUCGAGCGUAACCACGUCCUCCGAGUCACCAGCAGGUAAAAUCACCCUGUUUCCCCGAAGAUCGUCCAAAUCUUCACCUGUCAAAAAAGAGCUGCCUCAGGCCUCAUCAUCAGGUCAUGGCAAGCGCUCACACAGUCGGGAGUCUAAUGAUGAAACCUCAGCCAAGCCCAUGGACAAUUUGAAAACAGUGGAGCCUAAGAGUACGGAUGGGUCUCCAAAGCCACAAGAAGUCAAACCACCACCCCUCCACGAUAGUAAACCUGUGGUAGAAAGCAAACCUCAAGUUUCAGAACCUAAAACCCCUGAGGUUAAGGUCGAGCAUCCACCCAAGCGACACCGCUCUCCCAGCCCUUCCAGUGGUGCUGAAAGUUUGGAGGCUGUCGUUGUCAAGCCAAAUAUCAAAGUGCAAAAGCAGCCCGGAAGGAAGUCAGCAUUGAGGAAGGUGGUAGAGGAGGCUGGGCCCUCAGAGUCCUUGUUUUCUGUGUCUUCGAAGACAGAAGAAAAGGUAGAGAAGCUUAUUCUCAAGAGGGAAAGAGUAAAGAGGUUUGAGGAAGAACCAAAACCAGAGCCCGAAGUUAGAACCAGCAGGAGAAGAGCAGAAAAGGAGAGGAAACUGUCUGAGUCCAAAGCAGAGUCACCCAAACAGGAAACGGAAAAGGAAGGUCCCAUCAUCAUGAAGUUGAUCCCAGGAAAGGCAGAGAAAAAACACAAACAGAAGGGCAGAAGAAAAACACAGUCACCCCAACCAGCUGUAAAAGAGGAGCCCUUUACAGAAGACCCAACUCCUGAAGUGGAAGUGAGGUUCCCCAAAAUUGAGAAACUUCGGAUUAGGAAAGGGCAAAGAGUGGAGGUAAUCGAGGAAGAUCCAGAAGACAUGCCAGAAAGAAUAGUAAAGGUGGAACCUCCUGAGAAACCUGAAAGAGUUGGCAAGUCCAAGAGGGGGCGAAGUAGAGGAGAGCCCAAAUCCGAAACAAAGGUGUUAGAAGCAACAGAAGCUGAAGAAGACUACAAGCCGUUAGCUAUUAAAGUAGAAGAACCUGAGAUAUCAAGUUAUGAAUCCCCCACUAAAAGAACAAGACUAGAUAGAUACAGGCAAAAUGAUAUCUCAGAUGUUGAAACAAAACCAAAAACUAGUGAACUAGAGACAAGAAUGAAACACACAACAGAGCAGGACACUCCCACUAAAGAUUUAACCAAACAGGAUGAUCUGGAAACUGCUAAAGGAAGACCUAGUGUUGAGCUCAAAGGCUGGAAGAGCAAAGCAGAGAAAAGAGAUGUAGUGAAGGAAGAGCCAAAGUUGGAACCUGAAGUAAAACCACCUUCAUGUGAGCAGAAGUCCCCCAUAGCAGCUACCAUAGUCUCAGCACCAGAAGUGAGAACAAGCACCCGGGAGAGAAGGCCCAGGCUUGCCUCACAGAAGGGUCUAGAAAGAAGAGGUGACAUUUUCGACUUUGAGCCGGACGAACCCGAAUCUCCCAUUCCAGAAAGGCCGAAGUCUACAAGAGGAAGGAAGCCAAAGUCGCUGGGCGAGGAGCAGAGCCCUGCAAGGGGGUCCAAGUCGCCAGCUAAGUCUCCGUCCUUCCAGAUGCCGUCGCCCCGUCCCUCCGCGGAUGAGACUCCUCCCCCAGAGGAGAGGGAGCGGCCGAGAAGGGGGCGAAGGGCACGGCGGUCAUCACGGGCAGCUCAAUCCGACACCUCUGCUAGCGAGUCUGAACUGAUGGACACCAGCAAGACACCAGAGAGGGCGAUGGGAAGGGAAGCAUCUCCUCGGGUCGAGCCGGAGCCAGUAACAAGGGGUAGGGGCCGGCCGCCCAACUCUGUAGUAGUACAGGAUCAGAGCCGAGAGGAUCCCCAGUCCUCCCGACCAGAGGAGCAAGCACCUUCGUCCCCAGACACCUUAGCAGAAGUGAUUGAGGGGGUUGUCCGAGGAGAUAACGUCACCAGUGACCCAGUUACAUCCACAGCAGAAGAGGCUGUCUUGUCCCAGUCCACACUGAGUGAGAAGGCACAAGCGGUUGCUGACUCAUCAUCAUCAAUGGUUUCCGGCAUGUCUGCCAGCCCCAAAGCUCAGCCAGUCGUUCUGUCAAACCGAACACCUCGAGUUGAGCCCUUUACAGAACCUCAACCCUCUGUAUCAAUGAAGACAGACGUCGUCGUGAGCUCCCAGACAGAACAGAGAGUCCCGGCGAUGCCAACCCCUGAAUUACGUGAGGAGGCACCAGGCAUCAGUCUGGGACCAAUGGUUGGUAAGCCAGGUGAGGCAGAGACCAAAAUCCAAACCUCUCCAGGGCUGAUCCCACCAGUGCCAGUCCCUGCUGCAGUUGAGACCCCUCCGGCUGCUCCUAUCAUGGCUCCCAUGCCAAAAGUGGACCCAAUGCUGCUGCCGCUGCCCUCCCCGGGCACGGGAAGAGGAAGAGGUCGGGGAAGAGGACGAGGACGCGGCCGUGGUCGGCGUCCGAAGAACGCAGACCCGCUGAUGCACUCAUGGAAACUGGAGGACACCAUGGCGCCCCAGGUGGCUGACCUGGCUGCAGUGUCUCGGAUGCCGGCACCCAUGCAGACGCCUGUCCCCGAAGCUGUGUCCACUGGGCCGGAAUCGCUCGUGACCAGCACCACCAAACUCAACUUUACCUCCAGCCGACAUGAUCUGCCAGGAAUGGCCAGCCCGGCCGUUUCCUCCACUUCAGUUGCUCUACCUGAAAAUAAGUCUCCUUCUCGACCAGACGCAGGGGAUGGUCCCACAGCUUCUCAGUCCAUGAAGAACUCCAGGCCUCACAGACCAAGUUUCGGCUCUAUGGAGUCAGCAGAAUCAGAUAAACCAGUGGGGAUCAAGCCCCCGGACACCAAGUUCGACACCAGUCCAACUACGACGCAGCUAACUCAGGCGCAGGCACCAACCCUCAAACACGUCCUUCUAAAGGGCCGGACACCGGAAGUUGCUACCAUGACGUAUCCCGGGGUAGUGGUGACGUCUACAAUCAGUCAACAGCAACAAGUAGUGGAGGGGAUGCCACAGCAGCCACGCAGGGUGUCUGGAGAAAGCAGAAUAGGUGAUGCAGUGCAGGGCACUCCCAUGUCGCAAUCCCACCAUCAGCACCUCCAUGCAACGUCAUCAGGCCUGCAGUAUGCAAUGCCUCCAACAACGCUACCCAUCGAGAGCUCGGAUAUCCAGAUGAUCCGACAGACGCGGCCGCAAAGUGCACCAUACCUUCCCCCCAACUUCCAGCAGCCAGGAACAAACCACAUGCACGCACCCGCGAAGCAGAGGCAUCCGACAGAGCCUGACCAGAGAAAAACCCCACCUCAUGCAGCACCAGAUCCCAGGGCCAGCCAGUCGCAACACGUCAUAGCCACAUCCGGGCAGCCAGGCAAGAUGGAUGGAACCAGGGUCGUGUACACGCAGGCACAGCAAAUGAUGAUGUCACAUCCCCAGCUGUCCAAGUCCAGCCAGGCCUACCCGACCACUACGUCACACAUACUGGACAGUCGCACGGGGCAGCCGAUAGCCGUGAGCCAAGCUGUGCUAGAGGGAAGAAUCAGCCAAAGUGAAACGCAGCCUCCAAAGAUGGACAGGCGCGGCUUGCCAAUUGAGUAUCACUCUCAACAGCACAGCCCAGGCCAUGUGCCACCCAGGAAAACGUCCCCAGCAAUGCAAGGUAUGGAAUACCGGAUGGUUCACCCCAGUGGACAAGUACUGUACAACGUCCCUUACGAGCACAUACGGCAGAUGCAUCCCAGCAUCCGCAUGCAGAUGAUCCCCACCAGCAUCCACAUGGUCGGCGGGGUCGGAGAUCAAAGGGCACAGCAGGAGGUCGUGACCUCUCACGCCGGGGUCAGACCGGCACUUCCCGGCCUGCUCCAUCCGCACUACCAACAGCAGGAGGUGAAGGAGGUGCCUACAAGCAGGGAGUCUCUGGCCUCGGCUCAUCAGUCAGGGCGCCAGCCCUCCCCUCGCAUGCAGGGCCUUUCAGCAACACCACCCACGCCUCCCUCCUCUCAUCCGUACACGCAGAUGAGGGCAGAGGUCAGCACCACACGGCCGGACCUGCAGGGACAGCGAGGAGCGGAGUAUGACCCGCGCAUGCAGCAGUACAUGAUGAGAGGGGCGAUGGGGGCGCAGGACAUCCGCAUGAUCCACCCCACCACACAGGUGGUGGUCGGACCAGACGGCAGAAUCGUGGCCCACCAGGAGGUGCACCUCGCGCCGGGAAUGCACGGGGAGCGCUUCAUCCCGUCCUCGUCCCAGCAACCGGAUAGGCCGACGACCGCGGACCGUAGGAUCUCGCAGGAGAGCCAGAAACAGCAGGAGGUUCCCCAGGUUCCUGUGCCCCACUCCACGUCGGCACACAGCACCCCCAUCCAGUACAUGGAGAGGAUGCAGCAGAUGGAGCAGCGGGGACACCCACAGGAGGCUCGCAUGCCGUUCCACGAGCCGGGCCGACCCAUUCAGGUUGAUACGACGAGCCACGUCGACGCCCGCCUUCAGUACCAGAGAUACGCUGAACAGCAGCAAAGGAUGGCACAGCAAGACGCACGGGCGCGGAUAGCCCAAGAAACGGAGCAGAGAGUCCACCCCGGUGUGCCGUACUCCAUGACAGAUUCCCGAGUGGUUCCCCACCUGGCCAGGUCGCAGGGGAUGGAGGCUACGCCGCGCCCGUUCUCCCCUCACCACAGCAUGAUGAGCAUGAGGGAAGCAGCCCAGCACAGAGUCCCCGAAACCAGAACCCCGGAGUCCAUGCACCCCGGCGCCGCACCAUCGCCUGCCGUCAUCCAGAUGCCGUCUCCACAGACCAAAUCUCCGGCCUCCUCUCUACCAUCUCCAGGCUACCACGUUGGGUCCUCACAGAGUCAACCGUUCCAUCCGCCCUCAGUGGCAUCCACUCACCACUCAGCAACGUCACCCUAUCCGCAGCAACAUCAAGCAGUAGCCCGCAAGGAGCCACCGAAAGAGCCCACUCCGGGAGCAGUGACGUCCACACAGGCACCACAGACGUCGGGCAGACCCCCCUCCCAGACUCAGCAGGCUUCAUCUAGGCCUGCGGAGAAACACAUGAAUCUGGUGCAGAGGUAUCCAGUGUUCUGGGAGGGUAUGAUUGCGCUGAAGAACGAUGCCUCCUCCGUCCAGAUGCACUUUGUGGCAGGUAACGCCCAGUUGGCUCGGCAUUCCUUACCCGCGGUGACUGCGGACAGCGGGCAGAGACCGCUCAGGAUCGCACAGAGAAUGAGGAUGGAACCCACUCAACUGGACGGGGUGGACAGACGAAUGAUGAGUGACGAGGAUUACUGCCUGCUGCUGGCACUGCCGUGCGGACGGGACGAGUCAGACGUCAUUAACCAGACGAGCACGCUCCGCUCCGGCUUCAUCACCUACCUUCAGCAGAAACAGGCUGCAGGGAUCAUCAACGUACCGGCUCCGGGCUCCAGCCAGCACUCUGGAUACUACGACUCCGCUGAUUAUUAUCCUGCCUACGUGCUGCACAUUUUCCCUCCGUCGGAGUUCUCCAAGAAACACUUGGGAAGGCUGGCGCCCGAUCUGCUGGAGAGCGUCAACGAUAUCGCUCACCUGAUGAUCGUCAUAGCAACGGUAUAGUCAACCCUACAACACCGUAGAAGCAAGACCAGCAUCGAAGUGAAACAGAAAAUGAAUCUGUCGGUUGGACCAAUGCUCACAAAAAACUAGUUCUAACUAAUUGUUCAUGAGAACAACAGUACUCAACAGACAAAAAAAAAAAAUAAGGAGAAUCUUGUACAGAAUGUGCAGUGAGGCCAAAAAUCAUGGAAACUAUAAUUUGGGGAAAUCCAAUUUAUUGUACAGUGACUGUUCUCUUGUCGUUUUAGAAGGUCUGCCUUAACACGCGACAUUUCAGUUUGAAAAUUAAGUUCCGUUUGCUGAUUGGCCAGCCAAGGACCAAUGAGUGAUUUUUCUCUUCACAACAUUUAUUCAGUGUCAGUAACUACUGUGGGAAAGGCCUUCUCUCAUUGGUUUACCACUUGCUUAUAAGAAGUGACAAAAACUUUUUCUUCACAGAAGCAAGUUUGCUUACUGGAACUUAAGCAUCAAUGUUGUAGUUUCUAGUAGGAGUUUGUGUGCAAGUUGGAAAUAACCCAAGAAAAUUUCGCACUGUAAGUGAGCUACAAUUUAUAAACCGUUCUCCAUAGCAAUUGUCAUGUGAACUAUACUACCACUACUAAACUUGCCUCGGUCUGAAGUGACAUCAGAAGACAGAGGCAGGGUUGGUAGUGUAGUUUCUAGUAUCUACCAUGUGUACGAAGAUUGCCAAGGCAGCUAAUCCGCAGGUUUGAGUUGUUUGUAUGUAUUGAUGAAUUGCACUUAAUGAUUGAACAGCAAACUUCCUUUCUUCCGACAUCACUGAAUGAAGGACGGUCAGAGUACUAGGAUAAAACGUUGUUUUGUACACUCUGCUCAAGAAAGGAGGGAGCCUGAUUUAAAAACUUUAUUUCACCUGAUUUCUGUUGCUUUAGUUCUGUGAGAAUACAAGCUGAUUUGGGGACAAAGUUUGGGGUAGUAACUUUGUUGUUUAACAGACCAAGAUUUGAAGACCAAAUUAUGAAGAUGUGAUAAUAGUAAGUGGUGAGAUAUACCAGUAUUGUGCAGUAUUGCCGAUGUUGCAAUAUAGUAGGCUGUGCUGCAUUUCUGUAGACAUGUUGUGAAGUGCAUGCCAACUGCUCUGCUUUGAUGUGUCCUUCCCAGUUGUGAAUAGGGCUCUAAGAAACACCCCUAUUGUCACAGUAGUUUGGUCCAAAAUCAGAUGAGACUGACAGGAGUCUGGGUGAUCCCACUGAAAGAUAGGGGUGAUGAUGAUGUCUAAAGUGAACAUGCUCACACAGUCCCAGACAAUCUGUACUCUCAUCUACAGUCAAAUUUGGACCAUUUGGAAGAAGAGAGGGGGGAGUUUGAUUUCAGAACUGGGAGGAACAGCAUUGCUUCUAAUGGCAAUAGAGCUAGUCUGCAAUGUGCUUGUAUUCAGUGUACAUUGUCAAGUCCAGUACCUAGUUGAUGACACUUGUAGCAACACAUUGCUGGCAUAGAGUCAGUGUAGGCCGUCCCAAAGUAAAAAAAAAGAAGGUUUAUAAAACCUGAUAAAAGCUGGACAAAUUAGAGAGAAAAAAUGACAGGAAAUGCAGAUUUGUAUGUAUAUGUACUACGCAGAAGUUUUGUGAUCAAGAGUAUCAAGAUCUAAAUCUGUUCUUGGAAUAUAUUUUAUCUUUUGUAUGAUCAUAUAAGACAGUGUGGUGGAAGCAGAGAGUACAGAUUUUACCCGUGCAAAUUGUUCAGUGUUAUAUUUUUGAAGAAAUGCUAUGUAUGUAUAAAGUGAAGUAAGUUCUUGGCAGAUUGGUCCUAUUGAUUGUAGUUGUAAGAGUAGAAAUUAUGUUAGAUUUUUUGGCAGUGCUUCCAGGGCGGAGCUGAUAUUGUUGUUGACUUCUCAUGAUACUGCUGAAGACAAAUCGUAGAUAGCAGCGAUAGUGUGACUCGUGCUAACACGGCACUUAUACAUUUGUUGCUGAGAAUUUUUGUUCUUUCAUGGAUGGUGCAAUUGUGAUCUCGAGUUUAAAACUGUAUGCAUAGUUGAUAAUCAUGUUCAGAAGCAGUGUCGUUCGUUGCACAGUGUUGCGUGAGUACCACGGGUUAUUAAUCGACGCAGACUGCCAUAGAGAAAUGAUAGAUGUCGGACAAUCCUGCCAAGAACUCUGUAUUCCAUUCUACCUGGGUGUACAUAAUUCUUUCUCUGAUGACCGUAAGGCUCAGCCAGUUGUGUCCGCUUGCGCCAGCGGCGGAAGACUUUUUGGUAUAAAUCAUCACGAAAUAAAAACCUGGUGCAAGUGAUUAAAUCAU